Molecule: messenger RNA, 282 nt
Organism: Adineta ricciae
Lineage: Eukaryota; Metazoa; Rotifera; Eurotatoria; Adinetida; Adinetidae
Source: the annotation of a GenBank genome assembly
AUGGAUUCAUUAUUGUAUCAACAACUACUAACCGCACACCUUAUACCGCAUAUACCAAAUCAUCGUCGCCGCACUUUUUAUCAGGAUAAUAUUCCGUUACAUAAAACACCACCUAUGUUAACAUGGUUUGAAGAGAAUCGAUCAGAAUUUGUUGAUGCUCCUGAAUUACGUUCAAAGACAACAACCAAAAACGAACUUGAACAAGCUAUUAACAAUGGUUGUGAUGCUAUUCCUCAAAAGGUCAUCCAGUCAUACAUCUUACAUCGACCUGUCCAAGCGUGA